GGUUCGAAUCGCUGGUCUUUGGCUGCUACGGUCGUGCGUCCGCGAUUGCAGGAAAAAAUGCAGUGAAAAGUGCGACUUUCGGUUUAUUUUCGCAUGAAAACUGUGGCACGUGAACUUCCGUCGUGUUUGGUACCGCCAGUGCGUUGGAAAAUCGGUGAUUAUUCGCCCCGGAUGGCAAGUGAAAAAAAAAGUUGAUCAUCGGUGGUGCAGUAAUCGAUAGGUGAAGAAAAGGUGCAAAAAGCGCACCACAAAAUUUGGGAUCAUUUUUUUCGUUUCUUUUGUGGUGCUAAGCAGGAGAGUGAAGAAAAUUUUGUCUUUCUCACGCAACCGAAGAAGAGUACGGAUGAUAGCAGCAGAGGCACACUCUCGUAGCAGCGUACAGGCGAGAAUGGUGAUGUGUUGGUUGGCAGUGCACUGUGAGAAAUUUUUGGUUUAAAGAAAACACGAUGCGUAGCUGAGUGAGUUGUGUUGUGUGAUGCAAAAGCUUUGCUAUUCUACGAAUCAAAAUAAUGGCGAAUGUGUGGGUGUGGGAACAGUGUUUUUAUUUUAAAUGCUCACGCUAUUUUCUCUCACGCGUUACUCCGUUAUCUCAUUGAACGAGAUAUAGAGGUGCUUUCACACAAACUGAUGAAUGAAUUUUGGAUAAACACGAGAUCGAGGUUCAGAUUGGUUGCUGCUAUCGAAAACAAAUAAAAUAAAGCGACACUCCCAUUCCGACCCGUCGUGCAUAGCAAGGUCCACUGGCGGCGACGACAGCCGGCGAAGCAGUAUCAGCCCGAUCGUGGAUCCAAUCUAUAUGGUGCAGGAAGAGUUUGUAUAUAGUUUUGUGUAGUUUUCCGGGAAGAGUAAAAAUUCCAAGCCAAAAUCAAACGUGUCCCAAAAGUGUAUCUGUGUGAAUCAAUGGCCAAUUUUAAUCGCAAGGUGAAAAGUGUACGUCCCAAAGUCGUAGAGUGUAGUGUUGAUUCGUUGUGUUUUUGUUGUGAUGUUCACCCCGUGAUGGACGGACGAGGAUGCGAUGGUGCUCGCCGUGUGAGGGUUAAGGAAUAACGAAGAAAAAGAGCGAAACAGAACUGCAAAUCUCUUAUCAGAGGCAGCGUUCGAAGUAAUAUGCACCUAUCAGUAACCCAGUUGGGCAGCAGUACGACGACUAAAACGACUACGACGAGUGCAUCGGCAGCUAGCUACAGUCCGCAGAGUUCGCAAUCCGGCCAACAGAACAUCCCGCCGCAAAGUCAGUUCUACCAGCUUCAGGAGCAUCCAGUGCAACAGCGGGAUUUGAUCGGCGGGACCCAGGCUGGCACUGGUAGCGGCGAUAGCCAAGGUCACAGUCAACAGCAGGAGCAACAACGUGGCGGAAUCAUCACAACAGAAUGUGAUACCGAAGCGGAGAUCCCGGCCUCUGUCAUCAGCAGCGUUGGCGCGGUAAACUAUCAACAAUCGUCGGCGGCGGUCCGGCAGCAGCUGUACGUUGUGGCACCGGUUGGCGGCUAUGGAUCCGGAGGCAGUCCCGGUACUGUCUUCAACGCCACCAACAGCGUCGCUAUCGGUAACAGCAAUGUGAAAGGUCAGCAACAGCCCUACUGUAACAGUGCUAGUAGUGAAAGUGCCAAUCAUCACCGCCAACAUCAGAAGCAACAGCAACACCAUCACGAUUAUCGUCAAUUCGAUAGCGACUGCAUCGGCAGCGAGGGCUACAAGAUGAUGUCACAGGUCAACACCGGUAGCUCCUCGACGGCUAUUCACAGUUCCGCGGCAGCGACGACAACAUCUUCUGCAGUAUCGGUGGCAGCGGCGGCGGCUGCGGCAGCUGCUGCAGCAGCCGCAGCCAACACAAGCAACGGAAGUACAAAUCAACCCCGCCAGCAUCCGAAAAAGCGCAAAUUUGAUCUGGCAGAACUCGAGGAGAUGGAAUCCCACCGGGGCAGUGCUGGUUCCUCCGGGCCGCCAUCGCAACCCGUCGACACGGGAGGAACAUCAUUGUUAAACGGGAGCAAUAAUAGUAACAGUAAUGUAAAUAAUAGUAGUAAUAGUAACAACAACGUUAGUGUAGGAAACGAACACACUGCGCUGGAUGCGAGCGAGGCUUUUCCGGCGGCAUCGAGUCAUUCGGAACUCCUAAUCAGUAGGCCACCGUCGGGUUCUUCGGCGUCCCCUUCGGUGGCCUACAGCAGUUGUAGCGGUAACAAUCUAGGUGCAAUAAUAACGGUUACUUCAAUGGCACAGCAACAUCAUUCGCAAUCGGUGGUGAUGAACGAGCAUUUAGGCUGCAGUAGUCCCAGUAACAACAGCAACAACGGUACUAUGGGGGGAGCAAGGCUCCAUCCACAGCAGAGCUUUGAAAUUCUGCAACAGCAAAGACUCUCUUCAGAUCCGGCAAGGCCGCAACAACAACAACAACAGCAAACCAUUAGGAUACAGCAAACUGCCGAUGGGUACUACAGCAAUAAGAAAAUCUACACCAGCACUUCCUAUGGCUCACCCAUCAGCAUCUAUAAGCCGGCUGUAACACCUCCGUCUUCAAUAAUGCUUCAGCAAUCCCAGCAACAGGUCGUGGGGUCACCAUCCUCGCUACAGCAACAGUCUCUUCAGUCAACCCCACUGCAGCAUACUCCAUCCUCUAGCAAUACCCCACCGGAAACGGGAUCGCAUCACACAAGCAGUACACCGCCAGUCGCCGGUUUGAUCUCAAGUAACGUUACUACCUCGUCCUCCGGACCACCACCACCGCCACCAUCGUCGUCGGCGUCAUCCACUUCUGCGAUGCCGUGCGGGGCAGCGGCACCUUCAAGCUUGAUCGAUCUUAACGACUGGUCCAACUGUCGAGUGUUGGCCAGGCGAAAAGACUUAUACGAGUCUGGAUUGAUUCGGGCCAUACCAUCGCCCAGCACAGUCGUGGUAGUGUUCGACUACCCCGAGGGAAGCCAACAGAAGUACGACGAUGUGUUUAGCGCGGGUCGCUACGACAUCAUCGACGAUGCUUCUCCUUCCGCAGCGGAUGUCGGCCCCGGGAGCAGGGUAUGUGUGCGACUGAAAACUGUCCCAGCAUUUCCCUCUGGUAACGUUUUUGUCGAGGCUGUGGUAAAAGAAAUGCAUAAUAGCACUAAGAAAUUUGCGGUCCAAUUUAUUGGACCCAAUGGAGGUGCGCAAGAGAUUAAGUUGGUGAAGAGGGCUGAUAUUCGGCUACUUAAACCACCCUGGUGGGAAGAAAUGAAAGACAUGGUAGAAGCUGUGGAGAAUGCGCGGAACCGAUCACAACAAACACCAGUCAGUAGGCCUGGUGCAGUGAACUAUCACAAUUCGGACAUGUCUCAGGUUCCAUCCAAUGCCAUCAUGUACAGCCAAAGUACUGUACCGCCAGUUAGUGCAAGUAAUACCCCGUACAAAGCCAUCAGCAUCACACAAGGUCGUGGUGUGGCGGCUGCUGCACGUUACGAUUCUCAACAGCAGCAGCCGCAGCAGCAACAACAACAAUCACAUGUGCCAUUACAAUUCCACCAAAUUCUUCCGACGCUUCAUGUGAACGAAGAACAUUAUCGAACGGCGGCCACUUCGCCAAUGGCAGCAGGUCAGUCUGUAUCCGGUGGGUUCGACGGUCAACCGACGACACUGGUAGCGAAUAAUCACUACCAGGCUCAUCACCUAUCCCAACAACAGCAAGGUGGGAACGAACUGAUGGCGCCUGGUGGGCCUAGUUCAGUAUUAACGUCUGGCAGUCCAGACGAUUUGCACAACGCAAAUCGAAACUUCUACGACUAUGAAAGCGACGACGAACUGCGGCGAGGAGAGAUCAACUUCCCGAUGGAUGGUGAUAAUGAAAAAUACUCAGGCAGUAGUAAAAGAAGCAGCAUGCAAAGUCGUGGUAGUACAUCUAGCUUGCUAGACCAGCGAAGUACUCCCAGAUCUCAACCAGCAACUCCAAGAUCUCAGGCGACAACGCCGCAUCGCUUUAAGAAGGGUGACGUAGUGUCCACCCCUAACGGUAUACGGAAAAAGUUCAACGGCAAACAGUGGCGACGGUUAUGCUCGAACGAGUCCUGCUCGAAAGAAUCUCAACGACGCGGAUACUGCUCGCGGCAUCUCAGUCAAAAAGGCAACGCCCUGCGAUCGUCGGCCGGUUCAACGGCUAAUCAUUUUGCUAGCAGUCGAUCCAGCAGCAAAACGCAGCUGGACGAGGACACUUCUCGGGAUUCUGAAACGUCGCCAAACUACCGGGUGACCGGACGGUUUGAUGAAACGGAGACGGAUGUGGCCAACAUGUUAGUAUCAUUGAGCAGUUCGCGAUCUGCCACGCCAUGUAACUCAUUCUCAUCUCCAACGGGACAUGCUUCGUCACCAUUGGCCAGUACUACCCAGUCACCGGUGACCAUAGGCAACCGGCAAAAUGUCUUCAUGCCCAUUGGCAGCCCAGCGCCAUCCUCCUCCGAACAUCAUGGUAAAUUCAAAACCAAUACUCCCAGUCCCAUAAUGUACGGUGGGGCGCAGGGUCUCAGUGCCAGUGGGUUACCGGUAAAUCUUGGUCCCCAUCAACCUCCACUUAUACGACCAGAAUUGCUGCGACCUUCACAAACAGUGCCACAGCAACCGAUCGUGUCGCUUCCUCCUACAGGUCACGCAACCAGCGUGAUACGAAUAUCGCCAGCGUCAUCUCAUGGCACCCAACAUCCGGGCCUGUACUCUUCCUUUCACGGCCAGCAACAGGUAAUAGUUGAUCCGGGGCAAUCGCCAUCACAACAACACCCACAGCAGCCCCAACAUAUGGCCAAUCGCGGGCCAAUAAUGGCACCUCAGCAAACAAUACAGCUGCAACCGCAGCCGAUCGUACAACAGCAACCACAUUCGGUGGUUCCACAACAGCAACAACAACAACCAGUGACCGUGCCAAAAAACGGCAUUAGCACGGGUUCCAUCUUUCAAUGGCAUACAUUACUUCCGAUAAUCCAAGCUCCGGCCUCGAAAACGUUUGUCCAACACCAUCAAUCGAGCUACUCUCCAGCUCAGCACCAGCAGCAACAACAGUCAUCCGGCAUUCCACAAACGGUCAACGCGACCAUCAUUGCGUCACCGACGGUGAGAAUCUGCACACCACCACCGUCGGAACCGGCUGUCGAUGACGAGUGUGACGACAAUGAGGGAGAUGAUGAUGUUUUUGAAGCAGAGCCCGUGAAAAGCAACUACAAUAACAAUAGCAAUACCAACUUCAGCAAUCAAAUGGCCGGGAGAGACAACUUUCAAAGCUCUGGUGGAGGAAACCAGCUGCUCCGGGGAAUGGACAUUGAACCCGGACCGGGUUCGCUCGCGAAUCCGAAUCUAGCGGCUGUUCCACACGGAGCGAUCAGUAAAGCUGAGACCGAUUCACUCAAUAAAAGACGCACACAGUCCUGCAGCGCAGCACUCCAAGCAGCCAACAAUGCUGGCAGUGGCCCACCCAGUGCAAAAGAACCACAAAGUCCACUGAACAAAAAAGAUGCCAAGAUCCGAAGACCGAUGAAUGCGUUUAUGAUCUUUUCCAAAAGGCAUCGUGCUCUGGUCCACCAGAAACAUCCUAAUCAGGACAAUCGGACCGUGAGUAAAAUCCUUGGUGAGUGGUGGUACGCAUUGAAGCCGGAGGAGAAAACCAAAUACCAUGAGCUUGCCAGCGAAGUCAAAGAGGCUCAUUUUCGGGCUCAUCCCGAGUGGAAGUGGUGUUCCAAAGAUCGACGGAAGUCGUCCUCCUCAACGAAAGACGGCCGUGGUCGGAUGGAUUCCUUUGAUGGAAACGAUUCCUUCGACGAGAAGAGCCCCACAACACCUUCGGAACAUGCCCAGACUGGCGUAGCGGUACCACAACUGAAUGACAUCAUUCCGACGACAAUCGCUCCGUACAACACUGGCAGCAAUCCGGACGAGGAAGGUGCACGUCCGGAGGGCAGUGGUGCAGCCGGGGAGAAAAUGGAUCAUGACGAUGGUACGAUGUCCGAUGACGAUCAACAGAUGGUGAUUGCCGAGGAUUCUGCACUGCAGACUUUGGGCGAAACGGUCGAAAUUGAUCUCAAAUGCGCCGAAAAGGUGGGUGACUCCGAUGUUGACGACGUCGGCCAUGGAGGUGCCACUGGGAUUGGUACCGGUGGUGAAGAAGGAGAUUUUAAGGCGAGAAUAAAGGUUUCAGACGCAGUGGUUUCAUCAUCCUCUCUCACUAACGAUAACAUCCCGACGGAUUAUUCAAAAACGGCGACAGCACCGAUUCCUCCGACUAGCAAUAGUAGUAGUAGUAGCUCAGCUCCAUCGACACCUUCGGAUCCACUGACAUGUAAGCCUAAGCCGAUCAAGGUAGCCCUACUGCCCCCACCGGUUUCACAUCCACCAGGCGGCGGAGUUUCAGGCAGCAGUGUUCCACAUGGGGAACAACCACCAGGAGCAGGCAUGCUCCACCAUAGCUACCACCAUCAUCAGACGCCGCUCAGCUACUCGUACGGUAGCCCGAAGAACCCGAUCGGUGUGUCGCCGUUUCAACCUACCGGGGGAGCGUUCAAAACUAUGCCCCAGAGCCCAAAAACUAUUGGCAAGCAGGAGCAGUUCCAAUCGGUCACAACACCGACUGCUAUCAAAUCUGAGCCGACGGACAAUCUGUGCAAUAACAAUAACAACAUGGCCAAAGUUUCUGCAAAUGGAAACAUAUUCAACUUUUCGACUUCUGCUAUCAAAGAACAUCAACAACAACAACAGCAGCACCAGCCGUUUGUCUCUACGGACAAUAAAUGUAAAUCGAUUAGUUUGAACCCUAUCUGUUAUACAAUUUCAAAUACUAACAACAAUGGUAACAAUGCCACCAUUACCGGUACAAGCAAUAGCAAUAACACAAUCUUGAUGAGCAUGAAACAAGUUGUACCAUCCCCGUCGGCGGUUACCACAGCAGUACAGCAGCAUCAGCAACAUCUCCACCAUCAGCAACAACAGCAGCAGCUUCAUCAUCACCUUCAGCAACAGCAGUUUCCUAGUGGACCCAACGGUGAAAAUGCGGCGGGGGCGGCCGCAGCUAUACUGACACCUAAUCAGCUGUUGGCCGCCGCGGCUGCCGCUGGUAGGCAGAAGUUUAUGUUUGCAGUGAAUGCAAAUAAUCCGCAGUUUACGCUCGUCCUCCCCGACAGCCAACAGUACUCUCUGAAUGAUCGGUCCAAACUGUACACCUCUACAUCAUCUGCUAUCUCUACUUCCUCAUCAUCUACUGCUUCCUCUUCGGCAGUCUCUCUUACCUCUUUGUCUUCUUCCUUGUCCUCUUCCUCACUGGGAUCUUCCCAGAGCUCCUCUACCAUGCCAGGACUAGCCGCUUCAACUGCUUAUGCACUAACCAGCUCCUCGAUGGUGCAGGGAUCGCAAAUUAAGCCAGCCAUAUCAUCAAGUACAACUACCGCGACACUCCAGCCAGUACAAUAUUUGAUACAAGGAAAAAUACCGAACCUUCUCAUCUCCACAUCCGCACCGCAGGCCUAUCAGCAGCAUCAACCACAGCAACCCCCGCUCAUGAAUAUCAAACAGGAACCGCCAGAAUCUCCCGGCGGAAGAAAUUUACCCGUCACACCAAACUCCUGCUCUUCGUCUGUAACUCAACCAAUGGAAUUGGUGGAACAGCCAAAUCCUCUGUCGAGUUCGGCUCCGACAGGAGCUGCAACGGAUGAGAUUGACGAUGAUUUUGAUGCUCCUGAGAGCAAAAAAUUCAUUCUUGCGCCCACUCCGGCACAAUUGGGACGAGCCCCGUUGCAGCGGCGGCAAAUGAGCAACAGCAGUAACUCAUCCGGCCAGCAACACACGCAGAACUCCGGCGAUAGUGACAACAGCAACGGAAGCACGCACCAACCGUCGACCCAGAUGCCAUCCGCACUGCCGACCCCAACCUCGGCCACGAUCGACGAUUUCCAGAGUCCGCAGAUUUCCCCCACAAUCAAAACAAAGAAUUUCUUCAAGAAGGUCAAACCUGACGAUAUGGACAACGUUCUAAGGCAGGUCGACUUCGAGAAGAAGUUCAAAACGCUACCCCAGUUUAAACCGGAGGACUGCCAGUCACCCAGUGCAAUAUCUGUGCCAUCGUCGCCACGUGUUUUUACCCAGAACUAUCGUAAGAAAUCAACACAACAGCAACAACAACAGCAGCAGCAGCAGCAACAACAACAACAACAGCAACAGCACCAUCAUCAGCAACAAUUAAAAACCCCAUCAGAGGACGAACACCCUCAGCAGCAUCAUCACCAUCAUCAUCCAUCAGCUCAGCUAACCUCGGAUAGCAGUGCACCGUUGUCAUCGACGGCAACGCCAUCCAGUGCAUACAUCGUCGGCAAUCGCUUUUUCGGGCCGGACUUCAACAUGGAACAAUACAAAGGUUACUUUUCUCUCGUAGAUAUGACCACGGACAACGCUGACCGUUCGCCUCGAACCCCGAAAACGCCUUCGGCACGGUCAGUCAACUCAGCCGAAGAGAGAGGCCAUCGCAAGGUUCUGGAGCAGCGCCGCAAUUUGGUCAUGCAAUUGUUUCAGGAUCAUGGAAUGUUCCCAACAUCGCAGGCAACCAAUAGUUUCCAGUUGGCCCACAGCAGCAUCUUUCCCAGCAAACAGAGCUUGCAGUUGAAGAUUCGCGAAGUGCGACAAAAGUUUAUGGCCCAACCGCCUGGCUUCACGCCACAAUCGGCCGGGCCGAUUACGCCUACCGAUCUUGGUUCCGGUAAGUUGAAAAGGAAAUAUAAUCGCUCCUGAAGUGAUCUUAUCUUCGAUGCUCCGAUCUAUCUUCAAUUCAUAUGCGUUAAUAAUACCCAAAUUUUUGAUGAAUUACAAGCACUCCGCAUGUAAGUCCUUAUUGUGAACAAAGUGAAUAGUUUCGGAGAGAAUCUAUAUUGUGAAUUGUGCUAAACAAUAAUGACAAAUAAAGUUCCUUUAUGUUGGUGUGCACUUUGGGUUUUCCAA
This is a messenger RNA of Armigeres subalbatus, 8928 nucleotides long. Its product is annotated as putative transcription factor capicua. Gene Ontology annotation, cellular component: nucleus. The record is from RefSeq and is a predicted model, not a curated record. The transcript is spliced from 17 exons. Lineage: Eukaryota; Metazoa; Arthropoda; Insecta; Diptera; Culicidae. Gene Ontology annotation, molecular function: DNA-binding transcription factor activity, RNA polymerase II-specific; RNA polymerase II transcription regulatory region sequence-specific DNA binding. Gene Ontology annotation, biological process: regulation of transcription by RNA polymerase II. Bases 1108 to 8721 code for a protein of 2537 amino acids.